This is a messenger RNA of Capsicum annuum, 1457 nucleotides long. RefSeq names its product U4/U6 small nuclear ribonucleoprotein Prp31 homolog. Bases 1 to 870 code for a protein of 289 amino acids. The record is from RefSeq and is a predicted model, not a curated record. Gene Ontology annotation, cellular component: U4 snRNP; precatalytic spliceosome; U4/U6 x U5 tri-snRNP complex. Gene Ontology annotation, biological process: spliceosomal tri-snRNP complex assembly; mRNA splicing, via spliceosome. The transcript has a single exon. NCBI's taxonomy places the organism in Eukaryota, Viridiplantae, Streptophyta, Magnoliopsida, Solanales, Solanaceae.
AUGGCGAUUCGUGCCGAUGAUUCACUGCUAAAAGAUCUGGAGGAACUGAACAAUAACGUUGUUAAUUUGGAUAUUGCUGAACAGAUGGAACUAGAUGGGAAAUUGCUUGACGAUGUUUUCACGUUGCAAAAAUCGGGGCAGUAUAUUGACCUAAUGAAGAAAGUUGAACAUGACUUAAUUGUGAAUGUUCGUGGUAAAGGUGUUGUUGAGCAAGUUGAUGAGGAUGCUGAAUUUAAGUUUAUAGAAGCAUGUAUUGGUUUAUUAGUUGAUAUUGAUAAGGAGAUUACUAUAAUUCAUGAUUUUAUAUGUGAAAAUUAUCGAUUGAAAUUUCCUGAGUUAGAGUCAAUUGUAGCUCAUCCAAUUGAUUUUGCGCGUGUUGUUAAAAAGAUUGGGAAUAAAAUGGAUGUAAAUUUUGUGGAUUUGGAGGGAUUGUUGCCCGUGGAGAUUAUUGAGGUUGUUACUUAUUCGGCAUUAAGUACAAUUGGUAAGGCAUUAGCAGAAGAUGUUUUCUAUAAGACAAUAGAAGCGUGUAAUAGAGUGCUUGCUCUUGAUUCUGCAAAGAAAAAGGUUGUUGAUUUUGUAGAAAAUCGUAUGGGAUAUCUUGCUCCUAAUCUUACUGUUGUUUUCGGGAGUGUGGUUGCUGCGAAACUUGUGGGUGCUGCUGGUAGUCUGUUGUCCUUGGAAAAAAUGUCUUGUGAUGAUAUUGAGCUUCUUGUCGCUGACUUGAAGAAUUUACCACCAUUCCCUCCCCUUGAACCUUAUUAUGUUGGUCCGUUAGGAGCAGGUUAUAUUAAUCAAUGUGGAUUGUUUAAGGGUACACUUCCUGACUUUAGGAUCCAAACCUAUCAACGGUUAGCGAAAAAAAUGUAAAUUAGCUGCCCAUAUGGACUCGACUAGAGGAGAACCUACUGGAGAAUAUGGAAGAUCUCUUAGGGAGGAGAUACUUCAAGUGAUAGAGGAAUGGAAAAAACCUUGUCCUGUUACAGUUCCAGAUCCUACUGAAUCUGAGCCGUAUAAGAAAAGGAGAGGUGGCCGUGGUCCUGGCCGUUUUCUUUCCAUAAGGAAGAAACCUACAUAUAAUUUCAUGAAGCUAGUUAAUAAUAUGAUCUUUGGAAUACCUGAAAACCCUAAGGAGGGUUAUGGUAUGCUUGGUCAGGUUGGAAGUGGUGGCGCAGACACAAUGUCAAGUUCUUUCAAGCUAUCGAAUUCCGGAAAGCAGCUUGCUGGCAGCGGAAUUCAAAGCAACUAGUGAUCUGAGGCUGCAACUUUUGCGAAGAUUAAUUAAAUAUUGUUUGAUAGAUUGGCCGUGGCUGGGGCAAGUAAACUAGCAGUAGCUGUUACUUUUAGUUCUAUCUGUUUUUAGCAAAUACUCUAGUGAUUUCAAGCAAUUUGUAUAAUUUAUGAAUUAUUAUGUCCUUGGGCACUGGAGAAUGAAGUUGGUAUUUAUUUCCUUGCAA